This is a messenger RNA of Staurois parvus, 1551 nucleotides long. The record is from the annotation of a GenBank genome assembly. Lineage: Eukaryota; Metazoa; Chordata; Amphibia; Anura; Ranidae.
GCAUGCGCAGAACACCUAGGAAGUGACCAGAGAAUCAGCAUGUAUGUCUCCUCUGCCCUCCGCCGUAUGCUGAGCGGACUGCUAUUGUGCAGCCUGAGGGUUGCAGCGACACAGGAGCUCCGCUACCCUCCGAACAGGAUAGCGGUUAUUGGAGCCGGAAUUGGAGGAACAUCGGCAGCCUAUUUCUUACGUCAGAAGUUUGGGAAAGAUAUCCACAUUGAUGUAUUUGAGAAGGAUAAUGUGGGUGGGCGACUGGCUACGAUUGAGAUGGAAGGGAACCACUAUGAGGCUGGAGGGUCAGUGAUACACCCCUUGAAUCUUCAUAUGAAAACUUUUGUUAAAGAUCUGGGUCUGAAUGCACGCACACCUUCUGGAGAUCUGCUGGGAAUUUACAAUGGUGACGAGUUUGUUUUUCAAGAGAGUGAAUGGUUUCUUAUAAAUAUUAUUAAAAUGAUAUGGAAUUAUGGACUGAAUUUCCUUCGAAUGUACAUGUGGGUUGAAGAUAUUUUGGAUAAGUUCAUGAGGAUUUACCGCUAUCAGACGUUUGAUUAUUCUUUCUCCACCACGGAAUCUUUGCUGCAUGCUAUGGGUGGGGAUGACUUCAUAUCAAAGCUGAACAUGACCAUAGAUGAAGCAAUGCAGAAAUCUGGGUUCACACAGAGGUUUAUUGAUGACAUAGUGGUUCCAGCUAUGAGAGUCAACUACGGACAAGGAGUCAAGAUUAAUGGCUUUGUUGGUGCUGUCUCUCUCGCUGGGACGGACUCUGGACUGUGGGCAGUGGCUGGUGGGAAUAAACUAGUUUGUAGUGGCCUCCUAUAUGCUUCAAAAGCACAGCUAAUUCAGGGCACUGUCACUUCUGUACAGGAGAAAUUUCGUUCUACAAAGCCUGGAAAUACAGUGAAGUUGUACGAAAUAGGCUACGUAACAGACAGAGGACCUGGGUUGGACUUGUAUGACAUUGUAAUCAUUGCAACACCACUCAACAAGAAUCUUGGUAACAUAGAGUUUGUGGGCUUUGAACCGCCAAUUGAAACCUCUUCCGGACCUUACCAGCAGACGGUGGCCACGUUUGUUCAUGGACGGAUCAAUGCUUCCUUCUUUGGAUGCUCCAAACCAUGUCAGUUUCCAUUAUCAGAAAUAUUAACUACAGAUAGCCCCAAACUUUUUAUACGCAGUAUUUCAGCCGUGUCUCCAGUCAAUCCAGUCCCAGAAUCUGACACGUCAAAAGCUUCAGGUCUCAGAGUCUGGAAAAUCUUCUCUCCGGAUGUCCUAACUGACCAACAGUUGCGUCAGCUCUUUGAAUCUUACCAUGCAGUUAAAGUGAGAAAUUGGUUGGCUUAUCCGAGAUACAGCCCACCAGAGAAAAUACCACCAAUAAAACUUCAUCGCGCAAUUUAUUACCUGAACAGCAUUGAAUGGGCAGCCAGUGCCAUGGAGAUGAGUGCCAUCGCUGCCAAGAAUGUGGCUCUUUUAUCUUACCAUCAAUGGUAUGGAAAGGAUGAGCACAUUGACCAGGAGGACUUAGCAGAUCGUCUAAAGUCUGAGCUAUAG